GCCGGGGAGGGCGGGGAAGCCCGCGGCUCGCGCCCGCCCCGCCCCGCCCCGCCCCGCGUCUGCCUCAGAGGGGCCCGAGCCACCCGGUCCGCCGCGUCCCCGCCGCCGCCGCCGCGUCCCCCGCCGGGGCCGACCGAGCCGAGCCGGGCCGGAGCGGCGGGCGCGGCCGGGCCGCCAUGGACCACAAGCCGCUGCUGCAGGAGCGGCCGCCCGCCUACAACCUGGAGGCCGGCCAGGGCGACUACGCGUGCGGCCCGCACGGCUACGGCGCCAUCCCCGCCGCGCCCCCGCCGCCGCCCUACCCCUACCUCGUCACAGGGAUACCCACCCACCAUCCCAGGGUCUACGACUUCCGCAGCCGGGCCGUCACCCGCUAUCCUGCCAACUCUAUCGUGGUCGUGGGAGGCUGUCCCGUCUGCAGCAACUUCGUGUAUGACGAUGGGAACCAACCCCUCCUACCGGCAAAGAGGGAGAAAAGACCCUAUCAGCAGUAGACAAGUGGACAGCAACCCCCUCAACAGCCUGAGACAGGGUCUCACUCUGUUGCCCAGGCUGGAGUGCAGUGGUGCGAUCACAGCUCACAGCGGCCUCAAACUCAUGGGCUCAAGCAAUCCCCCCACCCAGCAUCCGAGUAGCUGUGACUAGAAGUGUGCACCAUCAUGCCUAGCUAAAAAGCAAUAUAUGUUGUAUGUAUAACAUUAAUUUGAUUUGGAUUACUCCUUUUUUUCCCAUAUUGGUUUUAAUACAUCUGAACAAUCUGUCUAGAAAACUGACAAGCUAGUUACAGGAAGGCUUGUGCACAUAAUUAUGGCUGAAAUUAAGCGGAUUGCAUUCAAACUACCUACGUGCUAAACCUUAACAAAGUAUAUCUGAUAUGCAGAUUAUCCUCAAUAAAUCAAAUGCUAAUUUUAUUUUAUUUUAUUUAUUUUUUUGAGAUGGAGUCUUGCUCUGUCACCCAAGGCUGGAGUGCAGUGGCGCUCACUGCAACCUCCGCCUCCCAGGUUCAAUCCCAGAUUGUCCUGCCUCAGCCUCCCGAUUAGCUGGGAUUACAGGCGCCUGCCACCACACCCGGCUACUUUUUGUAUUUUUAGUAGAGAUGGGGUUUCACUAUGUUGGCCAGGCUGGUCUGGAACUCCUAACCUCAGGUGAUCUGCCCACCUCAGCCUCCCAAAGUGCUGGGAUUGCAAACAUGAGCACUGCACCGGCCAAGUGCUAAUUUAAAAAAAACCAAAAAACAAAAGAAUGUUUAAACUACUUUCAGAGAGGUGACUUCAUAUGCUCUAAUAACUAUGCAUGCAUCAAAUGUAUCUCUACAUGCACAGACAGAUAGAAAAUAGCCUGGGAUCGAAUAACUUGAGUUAACUAAACUAGAACUAAACCAUAAACUUAACUUUGGCUAAAACGUGAGCAUGUCCACAAAGACAAUUUGCAGCUUGGCUGCUCUGGAAGGGAGGGGCCGUCUGGAGCCCUGCGGGGACCACCACGCCCAGACUUACGCCUUG
Messenger RNA from Symphalangus syndactylus (siamang), 1502 nucleotides. It is a transcript of the gene BRI3, whose product is annotated as brain protein I3. NCBI's taxonomy places the organism in Eukaryota, Metazoa, Chordata, Mammalia, Primates, Hylobatidae. The record is from RefSeq and is a predicted model, not a curated record.